Clonostachys rhizophaga is the source of this 345-nucleotide messenger RNA. Lineage: Eukaryota; Fungi; Ascomycota; Sordariomycetes; Hypocreales; Bionectriaceae. The record is from the annotation of a GenBank genome assembly.
AUGGCAUCCCCAGUCGACGCCAUCACGCACGUUGUGCUGGUCCAGGUCAAGCCGGACAUUUCGGCUGUCGAACGAAGAUCGGCCUUCGAGGAAUUCUAUGCCCUGAAGAACAAGUGCCUCAACGCAGAAGGAAAGCCCUACAUCAAGUCGAUCAUUGGCGGCAAGGACAACAGCCCCGAGGGUCUCCAGGACGGCAUCACCCACGUCUUCAUCGUUGAGUUUGAGAAGUCGGCAGAUCGGGAUUACUAUGUCAAAGACGACGCGGCGCACAAGGCCUUUGUCGAGACUCUGAAGGGCACUGUUGUCAAGGUGCAGGUUGUGGACUUUACGCCCUACCGGCUGUGA